Molecule: messenger RNA, 882 nt
Organism: Sclerotinia sclerotiorum 1980 UF-70
Lineage: Eukaryota; Fungi; Ascomycota; Leotiomycetes; Helotiales; Sclerotiniaceae
Exons: 3
Coding region: 1-882 (293 amino acids)
Cellular component (GO): membrane
Source: RefSeq, a predicted model, not a curated record
AUGGCUACCACACACAACGGCACAGAAGAUAUCCACGCAAAUCAUGGCGUAAAACCAAGUAUAGGAGCCACUUUACUCCGACUCCUUCAACUCAUCAUCGCAUUAGCAAUAUUAGGAAUGGCUGCUUUUGUCGUCGCAAAUGCCGCAUACUCAGGUGCUAUAUUGGCUACUUUCGUCGCAAGCCUAACAACCCUCGUCCUCCUCUACACACUCCUCUCCUCGCACCGCCUCACAAACAUCUUCAAUAACUGGGCCAUCGCCCUCCUAGAUCUCCUUCUUACUAUUCUCUGGUUAGCUACUUGGAUUACGGCCGCAGUGCAAAUUCGUAGAUAUAGAUUCCGUUUUGGGUAUUAUGGAUGCGGAUGGUUUUUGUGUAGGAGGGAUUUGUUGGAGUGGGAGGUUAGUGACGAUGAGGGGGUGGGUUUGGGUUUGAGUGGGAGGGGCUUGCAGAAGAGGGAUACGUAUUGGAGGACUUGGAGGACAGUUUUUAUUGCUGUGGCUGUUUUGGCGGCGGUGGAAUUCGUCCUCUUCGUAAUAAGUUUCUUCUACACCCUCACCCACAUCCUCCAUCAUCGUGAUAGACAUCAUCACGGAGCUGGCGCUGCAGCUGCAGGUGCAGGUGCAGGUGCAGGUGCAGGGACACAGAAAAAUGCUGCGGAUAUGGAGAUGCAGAAUCAGGGUCAGGGUCAGGCGGGGUAUACUGGUCAAACGGUUGCUGGUCAAACAGGUGCUGGCUACGCGGGUCAAAUGGGUGCUGAUCAGACGGGGUAUGGACAGUCGGGAUAUGGUACUGGUGCUAAUCCAAACACUGCAUCUCCGAUUACGCAUCCGACGACUGGUGCUACGGGUGAUAUGACGGGUGGUACGACAAAUCCCGUCUAA